Molecule: messenger RNA, 2107 nt
Organism: Electrophorus electricus (electric eel)
Lineage: Eukaryota; Metazoa; Chordata; Actinopteri; Gymnotiformes; Gymnotidae
Gene: ajap1
Product: adherens junctions associated protein 1
Cellular component (GO): adherens junction; cell-cell contact zone; cytoplasmic side of plasma membrane
Molecular function (GO): beta-catenin binding
Source: RefSeq, a predicted model, not a curated record
AAAUGAUAAGUGCUCUUUCACCCGGCUCCCCCGAGCGGGCACUGGCAGCAGCGCGUCCGCCAACUCCUUCCACCUGAAGUGGCUUUUCGUUUGGCCGCUUCUUGGUGUCACGUUGCAAUCUUAAAACCAUCUCGGCAAAGAUUUGCGAAGUAUCGACUAUGUGCCACAGCUGACGUGACGGCUUGUUUGAUUCGGCACCACUAAGGCUAGGUAUUUCGUGUUGCGUGGAUCCUCUUAUGUUUGAUUUCGAUAUGCCUAAUUAAUUAUGUAGAAAAAAGUGCGUGGUCAAAUCCACGGGAGAUGUCGACGCUUUCACCUUGCGUCCAAGAUGACGUUCCCGUUGCCUUCUGACUUUUCAGUGGAGUAUACAGCGAUGUUUUAUGAACUUUGAUCUAAAGAAGACAGCUUUUGAAAAUAAUUUGAGUCGUCGGCCCACAUCGGUACACAUCCUUACCCAAUUAAGGAAGAAAAUAACGGGUAACUUAAAGAGGACAAAACGUGUCCUUGUUUGCCAGAUAUUUGUUCACUGGUGCGCUCGCUUUCGCAGAUCUGGAGCUAUUCCGCGUGUGCCGGCUGUCUGGAUAUAUAAGCGUAGAAUGAUAGCGUUAAUGACAUUUGGAGUAAGAUUCUUAACUUGAAGGUGUAACACGCACCAUCAUCGACAUUUGUGGAGUCCAACAUAAAUGGGAGGACUGAUUCGGAAUUGUUACCGAGAAAUAUGUGGAUAAAACGGUGUAUAGCACGCAGGUUCAAGCUUCAUGUGGGCUGGCAGAGGAAAGUCAUGUGUGACCAAAGGAGGCUCGAACCUAAUGAAGAUACAAGUUAAUCAACCAAUUAAUCAUCUGUGUGCAUGAAGACAUGUGGAGAACUGAAGUUCCAUGGCUGCUUUAAGACCUUCGGGAGUUCUGGGUUGCAGAAUGUGGAUCUUCCUUGGGCUUGUCCACCUCACAAUGGAUCUGUCUCUCUGUGCUCCAGCGGGGCAGGCCCUUACACUCAAGCUGCUGCCUCGGCCAGUGCCCCGCUUAAAGAGCCGCUCCCUGGCUGCCCGGGACACGCCCGGCAGCCAGCACUGGAGGACUCUGGUUACCUGGCAGCGCAGUGUCUCCCCUUCCAUCCCACUGUCUGGCUACCGAGGAGGAGGAGGGGGGCCAGGGUCCAAACUUCGGGCUCAGAGGCACAGGCGUCACCUCUGCGAGGACUGUAGCUCUGGCUUCACCUCCUCCGAAGGAGGGGAGUCGCUGGAGUUUUUGGAGGGCAGCAGGGAGGACAUUGUGCGGUACCUGGAGCGGUCACGCCGGCAGCUGAAGUGGGACAGCUACUAUGGUGCACAGGAAGGGAGGACCACCACGGUGGCGGGAUUUAUCGACUGGGGGCCAACGGGGACGGACGAGGGGUCCGAGGACGAGAUUAAAAUGAUCGCCAACACCCGGGCCACCACGAAAGCCUCCACCACUACUACCACUACUACCACUAGCAUCACCACCACUAGCACACGCAGCCCCCAAAGAACUUACGCGGUGGUGACCACCGCCCAUCCCAGGAGGCUGAGCACCACGCAGCCUAAUAUUAACCUCGGGGUGACUGCCAGGCCACAGAAGCCAUUUGUGGACACACCAGGUCUGGCAGUACAUCAGAUCAUUACCAUCACUGUUUCCCUCAUAAUGGUCAUUGCAGCCUUGAUAACAACGCUAGUCCUUAAAAACUGCUGUGCACAGUCGGGCAAUGGCCACCACACUAGCCACCAGAGGAAGAUUACCCAGCAGGAAGAGAGUUGCCAGAACCUGACCGACUUCACGCCAGCCCGGGUGCCCAGCAAGGUGGACAUCUUCACCGCCUACAACGACAGUUUACAGUGCUCUCACGAGUGUGUGCGCACCGCUGUUCCCGUUUACACGGACGAGAUGAUUCAGCACACGCCCAUCUACAAGACUGCGUACAAUGGAAGCAGACCGUCGCCGACUGAAAGGCAGCUAAUCCCUGUGGCCUUUGUGUCUGAGAAAUGGUUUGAGAUCUCCUGCUGAAGACCUUUUACUACCUGUGGGGUUGCUGCAACUUCCUCGUUUUUGACCCCGGAUCCCAUUGGAAAACCUCAAAUACAUUUGAUAAC